Molecule: messenger RNA, 4104 nt
Organism: Brienomyrus brachyistius
Lineage: Eukaryota; Metazoa; Chordata; Actinopteri; Osteoglossiformes; Mormyridae
Product: N-alpha-acetyltransferase 16, NatA auxiliary subunit-like
Exons: 20
Coding region: 170-2770 (866 amino acids)
Biological process (GO): N-terminal peptidyl-methionine acetylation
Cellular component (GO): NatA complex; cytoplasm
Molecular function (GO): protein binding; protein-N-terminal amino-acid acetyltransferase activity
Source: RefSeq, a predicted model, not a curated record
CCGCCGGCUGCCAUCUUGGCGAUCGGAGUCAAACGCCUGUGCAGUUUAGCAAAAAAAUAAAUAAAUGCAAAGACGCCAAUGAAUUAGUGCAAUCGAUACAACAAAAAAUAAAAGUGAAAGUGGGAAGCGUCGACUCUGAUUCCUGCUACGGUGGUAGCGCUGCAGUGUCAUGCCGUCAAACCAUUUGCCUCCUAAGGAGAGUAACCUUUUUAAGCGCAUUCUGAAAUGUUACGAACAGAAACAAUACAAGAAUGGCCUAAAGUUCUGCAAGAUGAUCCUGACCAAUCCAAAAUUUGCAGAACAUGGAGAGACCUUAGCGAUGAAAGGACUUACAUUGAAUUGCCUGGGGAAGAAAGAGGAGGCUUACGAGUUUGUUAGACGGGGUCUGCGAAAUGAUCUGAAAAGCCACGUUUGCUGGCACGUCUAUGGCCUCCUCCAGAGGUCGGACAAGAAGUACGACGAGGCCAUCAAGUGCUACCGCAAUGCCUUGAAGCUUGAUAAGGACAACCUGCAGAUCCUGCGGGACUUGUCUUUGCUGCAAAUCCAGAUGAGGGACCUCGAAGGUUACAGGGAAACUAGGUAUCAACUGCUGCAGUUGCGGCCAACGCAGAGAGCUUCCUGGAUUGGUUAUGCCAUUGCCUACCAUCUACUGAAGGAUUAUGACACAGCCUUAAGACUGUUGGAAGAAUUCCGCAAAACACAACAGGUUCCAUCUAAUAAAAUUGACUAUGAGUACAGUGAGUUGCUGCUAUACCAGAAUACAGUAAUGAGGGAGGGGAAUUUGUUUGAAGAGGCCUUGAAGCAUAUUGAAACGUAUGAGAAGCAAGUUUGUGAUCAGCUUAUGGUAGAAGAGAUCAAAGGUGAGAUGCUGCUGAAAUUGGGUAAGCUGACGGAGGCUGCGGGAGUCUACAGACACCUGAUUGACCGCAAUACGGAGAACUGGUCAUAUUACACUGGACUGGAGAAGGCUCUGCGGCCACGCACAAUGGAGAAGAGAUUACAGAUAUAUGAAGACGUGGGCAGCAGACAUCCAAAGACCAUCUCCUUGAAAAGACUCCCACUCAGUUUUCUGACAGGUGAAAUAUUCAGGGACAGAAUUGACAAGUACUUAAGAACAAAUUUCAGCAAAGGCUGUCCUCCACUGUUUACCACCUUGAAGUCUCUCUACAAUGAUCCAGGAAAGGUCUCUGUAAUACAUGAACUGGUCACUGGGUAUGAGACGUCCCUCCGGACGCGUGGCUUGUUUAGUCCAAACGCAGAAAGAGCUGAAAGGGAGCCACCCACCACCCUCCUCUGGGUUCAAUACUUCCUGGCUCAGCACUUCGACAGGAUGGACAGGAAGGCUGCAUCUCUGGAGUACAUCAACGCUGCCAUCGAGAGCACCCCCACCCUCAUCGAGCUCUUCUACGUCAAGGCCAAAAUCUACAAGCACGCUGGGGAUUUGCGGGAGGCGGCACGGUGGAUGGAUGAGGCACAGUCCCUGGACACGGCCGACCGCUUCAUCAACUCCAAAUGUGCCAAGUACAUGCUGCGUGCCGGGAUGGUGAAGGAAGCCGAGGACAUGUGCUCCAAAUUCACACGGGAGGGGACCUCAUCCAUGGAGAACCUCAAUGAGAUGCAGUGCAUGUGGUUCCAAACGGAAUGCGCCACCGCCUACCGGAAUCUAGGAAAGUACGGGGAUGCUCUAAAAAAGUGUCACGAGAUAGAGAGGCACUUUUUUGAGAUCACCGAUGACCAGUUUGACUUUCACACGUACUGCAUGAGAAAGAUGACUCUGCGGGCCUACGUGGACCUCCUGAAGCUUGAGGACGUCUUACGGAGGCACUCCUUCUACUUCAAAGCCGCACGCUGUGCCAUAGAGAUCUACCUGAAGCUCCACGACAACCCCCUGACCGACGAGAGCAAGCAGCAGGAGGUGAACGCAGAGAACCUUUCCGCCAAGGAGCUGAAGAAGCUACUGAGCAAGCAGAGGAGAGCGCAGAAGAAGGCCAAGCUGGAGGAAGAACGUCGGCAUGCCGAGAAGGAGCGCCAGCAGAAGAACCAGAAGAAGAGGAGGGAUGAGGAUGAGGAGGAGAUCAGUGGGCCAAGGGAAGAACUCCUUCCAGAAAAACUGGAGAAGGUUGAAAAUCCCUUAGAAGAGGCAAUUAAGUUCUUGACACCUCUGAAAAACCUUGUUGCUGACUGUAUAGAUACACAUCUUCUAGCUUUUGAAAUCUAUCUCAGAAAAGGAAAGUUUCUUCUAAUGUUGCAGUCUGUAAAGAGAGCCUUCGCUCUUCAGCCAGACCACCCCUGGCUUCAUGAAUGUUUGAUUAGGUUCUCUAAGGCUGUUUCCGAUCAAAGCAACCUUAACGAAGUCGUCUAUAAGGUCUUGUCUUCGGAAAUGAUGAAAAUCUUUGGCAACCAAAAUUACGACACCUUCAAUGACGGAUUCCUAAGAAACAAUUCCAACUCUGUGGAACGCCUCCUUUCAGGUGCAAAGAUGAUGUAUUUCUUGGAUAACUCAAGGCAAGAGAAGGCCCUCGCUAUAGCUACACGGUUAGAUGAUGAGCUUUUGGACCGAAAUGUCAAGUCUUGCACUAAGGUGCUGGAGACCUUGCUGGACGGGGGCUUUGGAAGCUGUCCUCUCCAGGUUGAGGAGUAUCGCAAAGCCUGCCACAGACUAUUCCCUCUUGCGACUGCCUUCACACCCCCAGUCACGGAGGACGACAAGGGCUUUGCCUCGAGAAACAAUAGCACCAUUAAUCACGAUAUGCUAGCCAAUGAAAUAUGAGAGCUCUGCCUUGCUGAUGGCCUUCUGUGACAUAACCAAACUGCUGGAAGCCAAUGUUAAUGGGCAGCCCCAGUCCCUGAGAGGAAGAAGUCACUGUGGCUGAGCCUUGGUGGGGCUGUGAGGCCUUGCGGGUGGCGGGGGGGGGGGCACCACUUCUGUUGAUAGUGUUAACUUAUUUUUGCUUUGAAAAUGCUGCCAUACAUUCUGUGUCCUUUAGCGUUGUCAGGGGUAAACUGUAGCUGGGGGCUUUGUGGUGCGUUGUCUGUCGUAACAGUUGUGUACCAAAAUCUGCCCGGGGAUACGUUAGUGGAAACCAGAAAUGAGAUUCAUGAGAAACGGCGCAGUGAUAUGUUUCCGUGCAACGGCAAGGAUUUCCAUCUCCACCUUUUUAAUGUAAAGGUCUAGUUGCAACAAUCAGCAGUGACUCACUAGCGUGAGACGUUUUGAUUCCUCAUUCAACAACCCUGGGUGUAGAUUUGUGUUUAUGUCAGCUGAAUUUUCUGGAGCAAGGUUAGUCUUAGUAUAGUUUACAGGCAUGUCCAUAGCACCAAGGAAACAAUACAAAAUAUGCCUUAUGCAUCAUGGAAGCAGACUCUGUUCUUUUUAAUUGGAAAUAAAGGUAAAUGUGCUGUUUUGGUCUUAUGUAUCUUGCACAGUUUUAAAACUGCUUUUUCCCCCCAAUAAUUGACGCCUCAUCUCGCACAGAGUGUUUAAUUGCGGAAGCGGGACCCAGAACAUCACUGUUGUUUUUGGGGGCUUGUAAUUUUUAUGGAAAGUGAAAUCCAGCAUAUUUUUGGUACCGUUCGAGUAACGUGAUUAGAUGAGGAUUCUUUGCUGUUGUUUGCUUUAAGCUCUUUUAGUUCGUUCCAACUGCAUUAUCAUAUGGGAGAGUGGAAGGUACCAUGUCUUCAGCACAGUGUUUGUCAGCCCGGUCCUUGGAAACUCCCAGCCAGUCCGUGUUUUUGCUCCCUCAUCAAGAAUGCGGACUGCUGGGAGGGAGCAGAAAUGUGGACCGACUUGGUGUCCCCAAGGACCGGGCUGGGAAACACUGCAUUAAUAGAUUUUAAAGAAAUAAAUGGAAAAAAUCACUCCCACCCUUAUUAGGUUUGAGCUGUCAUAUGUCCUGUCAUGUUGGUUACAUUGUCAGAUGGUUUAAGCAGAGAUUAUUGUUCUCUGACUGCUUCAUUUUUUUUUAAUGGUUUGUAAGAGAACUCGCUUGUAAGUUAGCCACCCCUGUCCUGUGUUUUACCUUUUUCACUAAAUGCAUUUGGAGUUCAAGGAAAUGUUUCACUGUAAAAUUAUGCCAAUAUCUGUAAUAAAUUAUUUUCUACGUA